This is a messenger RNA of Wyeomyia smithii (pitcher-plant mosquito), 2091 nucleotides long. RefSeq lists its product as uncharacterized. Gene Ontology annotation, cellular component: nucleus. NCBI's taxonomy places the organism in Eukaryota, Metazoa, Arthropoda, Insecta, Diptera, Culicidae. Bases 202 to 2091 code for a protein of 629 amino acids. The transcript is spliced from 4 exons. Gene Ontology annotation, molecular function: DNA binding. The record is from RefSeq and is a predicted model, not a curated record.
AAUAGGGACCGAAACAAGGUAGUUUUACACAAUUAUGGAUCACUUCGAUUGGUAUAAGAUUUUUACAAAUUCAAACACCUUAUCAACUAUGAAACACGCUUUCAAAGCAGGAACGUGGAUCGGAGAUCCAAACGGAAGCUUUACAGUGCUCAGUCUUUGGAAAAUACUGUUUCCGAAGCCCGCAGGACAGGAAAGCUCCGUAUGGUGGCAAAACGCUAUAUGGUCCCAUUGACAACGCUGCAUCGUCAUGUUAAGCAUCCUCCAAGGAAUGACAGACCUGGACCCCUAACCCUAUUGCGACCAGAAGAAGAAGCUCGUUUCGAACAGUGGGCAUUUUACAUGGCCAGAGCUGGAUUUCCGAUAAACGAAACCGAUUUGAUAUACGCCGUGAAAGACUACGCCGAUAAAAUCCGUGAAACACGGAAUUUACCUCCUUCUUUCCCAAGUAAGAACUGGCCACGUCGUUUCUUACAAAGACAUCCUUUGAUCAAAAAGAAGUUUACCACAAACCUAUCAAGAUCUGGAGCUAAUGUGACCGAGAACGUUCUGCGAAUGUGGUUUUCAGAAAUUGAAAGCAUUUUUGAGGAAGAGGGUAUCGACAUGUCGAUUUUCAAUUUCACAAAUCGAAUAUUCAAUUUCGAUGAGUCAGGUUUUAGGCUGGUACCGAAAGCAUUCAAGGCCCUCUGCGAGAGUAACGUGGAAAACACUUACAUUGUUAAUAAUGAUUCAGAUAAAGAAAGCUAUACUAUUCUUUUCGGAGCCAACGCAGCUGGUGAGCUAACCCCGCCAAUGAUUUUGUAUCCGGGACAAAGAAUCAGUCGUGAAAUCGCGGAAAGCAUACCUAAAGGCUGGUCGGUAGGUGUUUCCGAAGAAGGGUGGCAGACAUCCAAAACCUUCUACGAAUAUAUGGCCAAUGAUUACUUUAAUUGGCUGGUAAAGUCCAAAAUUGAGCUUCCUGUAGUAGUUUUUCUGGAUGGCCAUAAGAGUCACAUCAGCAUAGAGCUAAUGGAGUUCUGCAAACAACAACACAUAAUACUAGUUUCACUCUACCCCAAUUCCACAAGAAUUCUCCAGCCACUUGACCGAUCGUUCUUUGGUCCUUUCAAGGAUAUUUUGAACAAAGUCCUAAGAAAAUUUCAGCUGGGUAAUAAUUCUGCAAGAAUAACCAAAACAAACUUUCCCAAACUUUUGAAAACGGCUUUGGAUAAUUUUACGAAUCUAAAAGAAUGCUUAAAAAGUGCUUUUAAGCUCUGUGGACUGUGCCCUUGGAACGUUAAUGCGAUAAAUUUUAGUAUCUUGCCCACAAAUGCUACGAAAGCAAUCGAAGACCCUAUGGAGACCAUACAAGUGGCUGCAAAAACUUUCGAUGCAUCAAGUCAGACAACUGUGAAUGAUCAUGAACUCCAACUGCAAUAUGUCGAACUUGGAUUGAAAUGCGAUCAAUUGACGAGGUUUUUGGACAAUUGGAAAAAGGAUUAUUGGUACGGCCCGCUUGACGAACUCGCGUUGUUUAAUUUUUGGAAACUUACCAAAGAUAAAGCGGAAGGGUUGCUUUUCACAGAACCACUUCAGCAGUCAAACAGUGUCACUUUGGAUUUUAUUGUGAAUACCUACGACGAAUGCUCAUAUCUAUCGACAACAGCCCAUUCAGAAAACGCUGAUGCUGCGAGAAGUGAAAGUAGUGAUUGUCGUGCUCCACUAACUGAACCUUCUAGUGCCCAAUCAGAGUUUCUAUACCCUGCCUCAACAAACGAUUUGACGGAUAUUACGUUAGAGACUACAGGUGCUACUUACACAAAUUCUAGAGAUCCAUUUGAAGAGGUUCUAGUUUGGCCGAGAGUUCAAACUAAUGGUCCAAAUCAACGCAAACGUCGUGGACAAGAACAUGUACCAUCUGUUUCUACCAGUAACAGGUGGCUGGAGUGGUAUAAGAAGAAGGAUCUGGAGAAGAAAGAGAUCGAGGAUGCCAAAAAAGCAAGGAUCGAAGAGCGAAAAAUCAAGAAAAAACAGAGGGAUGAGGAUAAACAUCUGAAAGAUGUUUUUAAGACGGACAAACAGAAAAAAAGUCGAGGAAAAGCUAAGAAAAAGUGA